AUGGCUGAGUCAACAGAGGUUCGAACAGAUGGCAAUUCUCUGCUGAAGGCUGUCUAUUUGAGUCGUCUGCGUCUGACUCGACUGCUCUUGGAGGGAGGGGCCUACAUAAAUGAGAGUAAUGAACACGGCGAGACACCACUUAUGGUGGCUUGCAAGACACACCAUACAGAUUCACAGAGUGUACCCAAACUUAAGAUGAUUCGGUAUCUUCUGGAAAAUGGUGCUGAUCCAAACAUCCAAGACAAGACGGGGAAAACAGCUCUGAUGCAUGCAUGCCUUGAACAAGCUGGAGCUGAAAUUCUGUCACUCCUGCUGAGCAGUGGAGCGGCUCCAACUCUGGAGGAUCAUGCAGGUUUUUCAGCAUUGGUUUAUGCUAUCAAUUCAGGCAACAGGGAGGUCCUCAGGGUCCUCCUGGAUGCUUGUAAAGCGAAGGGUAAGGAGGUUAUCAUCAUCACCACCAACAAACUGCCAUCCGGCCAUCAUUUGUCGAAGCAGUACCUCAAUGUGCCUCCACCUCCUGACCUUGAGGAGUGUUUACAUUAUACCCCAACAUCUUGUUGCAUGUCUCCAUAUGAGGUCCAGCUACGAAUUGCUCCACAAGCCUCCUCAGCAAGUGCUUCUCCUCAACCUGGUAGCCCUCAUCUUGAGUGUUUAGGCUCAGGGCCUGGUAUAGUCACAUCUCGAGCAAGUUCUCCAAUACAACAUUCUAGUCCUUUGCUUAUUCCUGGUGUGGAUAAGCAACUUAAUCUCCAGAGGCUACACUCCGAGCAGUGGUCCAAAAGUCCUUCCCUGCUGCUCCAGCAGAGCCAGGCCUCCUCUCUGACAGAGGAGCCAAUGGAAAUUACACCUGAGGAGGAGUUGUCUUUCAGAGUCAAUAACUCUGCCUUCCAGAGAAGACCUCCAGCUGUUUCACGCCACCAUAGCAUUGAUGUCAAAAACACAACAGGGCUUCUGAAAGCACUAGAGAACAUGUUAGGAAAUGAGAAUAGGUGGGGGGGUGGAAAAAGAUGCUUUGGUAGAAAAAUGUCAUAUGAUAGUGCUGCAAGUUCACCACAUUCUGCUUCCCACCCAAACUUGCAUCAAGUCAGUCUCCCCUUUCCCAGUGAACCCAGUCCUGUGGAUGGAGAUUCUUCUGACUGUCUCAGACAACUGCAAGUUUCCAGUCUGCAAAAUGUAGUCUGUCGGCGGAACAUUGGCAUUGACCACUACAAUUCUGACUCUCAGUUGCCACAGUUUAAUAUCCGAGACAAUAGCUCAAAGAAUGGUGGCGGAGCUGCAGCAGGACCAGAAAAGCACAAGCUAGUCAACAGCAGAUCCUCCACUCUAUCAGGAUCCAGAGAGUCCCUGGAGAGCUCUGUCCAGAGACGAGGCGCCGCCGGUCUGGAGCGAAGAGGCUCAGGGGCCCUUCUUCUGGAUCACAUUGCCCACACUCGCCCUGGCUACCUGCCUCCUCUGAAUCCCCAUGCUCCUAUACCAGAUAUCGGGGUCAGUUCUAGCUUUUCCUACCCUUUGAGUGGAAAUAGUAAGACACUGAAUGGUACAGGAUCAAAGCCUAUUCCACCCUGUGCUGCUGUUUUCCAGAGGGACCUAAAACCUAAGAAAAUGCUGUGGAGACGCCACUCAAUGCAGAGUGAGCAGAUAAACCAGCUGGUCAACUUCAAGGAAACUUUUGGCAACUAGAA
Micropterus salmoides (largemouth bass) is the source of this 1682-nucleotide messenger RNA. RefSeq names its product ankyrin repeat domain-containing protein 34B-like. Lineage: Eukaryota; Metazoa; Chordata; Actinopteri; Centrarchiformes; Centrarchidae. The record is from RefSeq and is a predicted model, not a curated record. Bases 1 to 1680 code for a protein of 559 amino acids. Gene Ontology annotation, molecular function: protein binding. The transcript has 2 exons.